Messenger RNA from Marmota flaviventris (yellow-bellied marmot), 1542 nucleotides. The record is from RefSeq and is a predicted model, not a curated record. Lineage: Eukaryota; Metazoa; Chordata; Mammalia; Rodentia; Sciuridae.
AUGGGAAAACUUGAAAAUGCCUCAUUCAACAGUUCCGAGGGCUGCCUCUGCGGGCCUUGGCACAGCCACUUCUUUCUCCCUCUCGCAGUGGUGUAUGUACUGGUUUUUGUGGUGGGGGUGGUGGGCAAUCUUCUGGUGUGCCUGCUGAUUCUUCGGGACCAGGCCAUGAAGACACCCAAAAACUACUACCUGUUCAGCUUGGCCGUCUGUGACCUCCUGGUCCUGCUGCUGGGAAUGCCCCUGCAAGUCUACGAGAUGUGGAGCUACUCUCCCUUCCUGCUCUGGCACCCAGGCUGCUACUUCAAGACAGCUCUCUUUGAGACCGUGUGUUCCGCCUCGGUCCUCAGCAUCACUGCGGUCAGCGUGGAGCGCUACCUGGGCAUCCUCCACCCCUUCUAUGCCCAACGGAAAAGCACCUGCCGGAGGGCUUGCAGCAUCCUCGGCCUUAUCUGGGGCUUCUCCCUCAUCUUCUCUAUGCUCAGCACCAUCAUCUAUGGCUUUAGGGUCCCCUACAUCCCCAGUGAGACCUGGGUUCCUGGCUCUGCCACCUGUACAGUCAUCGAGCCCGUGUGGAUCUACAAUGUCUUCAUCCAGGUCACCUCCUUCCUCUUCUACGUCCUCCCCAUGACGCUCAUCAGUGUCCUCUACUACCUGAUGGGGCUCAGGCUGAAGAAAAAUAAAUUCCUUGAGGCAGAUAAAGUGACUGGAGUUAUCCAUAGACCCGCCAGAAAAAGAUACAAGAUGCUCUUUGUCUUGUUCUUAGCAUUUGCCAUCUGUUGGGCCCCAAUCCACAUUCAUCGCCUCUUCUUCAGCUUCGUGGAGGAGUGGACCAAGUCCCUGGCUGCUGUGUUCAACCUCCUCCAUGUGGUGUCAGGUGUCUUCUUCUACCUGAGCUCAGCUGUCAAGCCUGUCAUCUAUAGCCUGCUGUCUUGCCGCUUUCAGGAAUCAUUUCAGAAAGUGAUCUCUCCUUCCUGCAAAAGAUGGUACUCCCAGCAUCACUCACGGAAGCCAGCAGGCCAGCAGAACAUCUUGCUGACAAAUCGCCACCUUGAAGACACAGGUCCCCAGCUGCCUUGACAGUCAUCCAUCUGCAACUCUCAGCUCUGAACCGUCCCCAUGAAAGGGACUCUCAGAGAUGCCACCUCUACAAGGCACCUUUUAUCUUUGAGGUGCAUUCCUCCAUGUCUCCGCAGUGCAGGGAGGAGUCCUGAAACCUUUCAGAUUAAGAGUUCCCUGGAUGACAUGGGAAUGCCCUUAGAGCAGUUAGCCCUGGACCCCAGUCUCCAACUCAUUAUCAGUCCACUCAUCACUGACAAUGGGAUCAGACACAAGUUCAAUUUAGAAAAGAAUGGGAUAGGAAGAGAGAGAAGGUGUGGAGUGAUGGCUCCCUCUGACUUGAGCGAGGAAAGUUUUUCCACUUUUGAGGACUUGGGUGAUGAGCGUGGGCUCACUCAGGCAUCUGGAGAUUUACUGGAGAACAUGCUUGUGAAGGAAAAGGGAGUGGAGGAGCUGGAGAGCCUGGAGAGUCAUCAGCCACAGUAA